Messenger RNA from Spodoptera littoralis (African cotton leafworm), 1599 nucleotides. The record is from the annotation of a GenBank genome assembly. Lineage: Eukaryota; Metazoa; Arthropoda; Insecta; Lepidoptera; Noctuidae.
AUGGAUAAACAAAAAACAUUGAUAUGCGGCGAUGUAAAUGGAAAGUUUAAAGCAUUGUUUUCACGUGUGGAGUCAAUCGUCAAGAAAUCUGGACAAUUUGAUGUUCUACUGUGUGUGGGAAAUUUUUUUGGGGAUGAUAAUUCAGAGCUGGAUGCGUAUAAAAUGGGAACUCGUAAAGUUCCAGUAACAACAUAUGUUUUUGGACCAUCCAAACCAGAACAUGUGCCUCUAUACUGUGAAGAAGGAUCUGAAAUAGUGCCAAAUGUGAUUUAUAUGGGAAAAAGAGGAAUAUUUACAACUAGUGGAGAUGUAAAAAUAGCAUAUCUGACUGGAUUAUCUCGGAGGGAACUUGGCAAAGAGAUUCCGAUGUGCACAUUCGAACCGAGUGACUGCAGUGCAGUGAGGGAUGCAUGUUUCAGAGGACAGAGUGAAUUCAGAGGGGUAGAUAUGUUGAUUACAAGCCUUUGGCCUGCAGGGAUACAACAGGACGAAACACAGAAGAUAGAUGUAGAGAAAGAGAGGUUAUCAGACUUGCUUUCUUGGCUCGCUAUUCAUAUAAAACCGAGGUACCAUUUUGUACCUUCACCUGACAAACAUUAUGAACGACAACCCUAUAGAAAUCUGUCCACUCAUCAAGACUACAGAGAAUGUGCGACAAGGUUCAUAGCGUUGGCUCCAGUCGGUAACAAGGCGAAAGAGAAGUGGAUCUACGCAUGCUCCUUGCAACCGAUCUCUACGAUGAGGGUUACAGAUCUGCUGCAAGGAACCACAGAUGAAACUGCAUGCCCGUAUGAUCCGGACCUGUUGAUGCAACAUCAACCUGGGAAAGUUGUUAAGUUUAGUGGCAACGGACAGUACUUCUUCAGUUCGGAUGGACCAGAAGAUAAUAAUGCCAAGAGAAAACGAAGAGAUAGAGAAGAUAACCAAGAGAGGAAGAAGUUUAAUCCAGAAACAUGCUGGUUCUGCCUGUCUUCCCCAUCAGUAGAGAAACAUUUAGUGAUAAGUGUAGGUAGCCACUGCUACCUGGCUCUAGCGAAGGGGCCGUUGACCCCGUACCAUGUACUUAUUCUACCUAUUGCACAUCACCAGUCUCUUGUUAAAGUACCAGACGAGAUUUCAGAAGAGAUAAAGAAAUUCAAGGCAGUGUUAAAGCAGUUCUACGCGUCGAUGGGCAUGCUGGUCGUGUUCUUCGAGCGCAACUACCGCACGUCCCACAUGCAGAUACAGUCCGUGCCGGUGCCCAGGAUCUGUGAGUCGCAGAUAUUGGAAAUAUUCCAGGACGAGGCAGGCAUAAACAAGAUCCCCCUGGAAGUGCUCCCGCCGUACACGGACAUCCGACAGAUGAUGUUUCCUGGCGCGCCAUACUUCCACGCCGAGCUGCCCAACGGAGACCAGAUAUUCGCCAAACCUAAGCAGAAUUUCCCGAUACAUUUCGGAAGAGAUGUGUUAUCAACACCACAGAUCCUGAACUGCGAAGAUAAGGCGGACUGGCGACAAUGUCUGAUCUCCAAAGAGGAAGAAAUAGAAUAUGUAAAGGAUUUCAGAGAUAAGUUCCGACCGUUUGACUUCACUGCUGAUGCGGAUAGCGAUAGUGAUUAG